AUGUCCAACUUCGUGCUCUUGCUGAUCGCGCUGCAGGUCGAGAUCGAGUACAUUACAUCUACUCCCGGCCUGUUCAGAUACUGGAGCCGUCUGCUGAGCGCGACGUUGCUUCCAAAUCAUCGAGCGUCUGAAGUAUAUUUCGACGAGCACGAACCAAUCUAUCGAGAGACGUCACCACUUUCAAUUGUGAAGACACGACUUGCACCAGAGAUUGACGACGAGCAAUACCUCCCACCAGUGAGCGUGGUUCCGAAGAACGACCCAGGACUGCGAGUGCUUCUACCAGCCCUACAAUCCGGCGACUCGUUUGGCGGGUUUGAUCGCGCAAUGUCCGAUUCGGCCAUGUCCGGCCUGGUCGAUGGGGGGAAUGGGGCGACCGCUAUCAGUGCAGAUCAGUUGAAGCUGGACAACAUUGGACCAUCCUUGCUUGAAGCGACCGCAGCUGCUGCAGUACAAGCAAGCGACAGAGAUGCACACCUGCCGUCAGAUCCUAAAGAGCCCGAGAGAGUUGAUUCUGCGCAGGACGGCCAGGGUGACCCAUCGAUGCCUCCAUCGGAUCCAAAGUCUAGAGCAUCUCUGCAUAUAGAUCCUCUGCCCAUGAGAGAGCCGUCGGCAUCAGCACCUAGAGACUCCAUGGCGAAUUCACCCACACUUAGCAAGCACAUGCAAUCAACAGAUCAAGGCACAGUGGAUACAUUACCAGCGGUCCAAGUAUCACCAAGAAGAGAAGUUCCGCCGAUGCUGCCUCAAGCGCCGAGUCUACCAUCUAUCCGGCACCUAACAGAUCUGGCCGAGGCGGCCAUGCAGCAAGAUCCACGAGCAUCGCAUCAGCACAGCCAUCCUAUCAAUCCGGCGAUGACUCAACAACCUGGACCUCAAUUCCUCCCUCCCAACUUUCACGCCGCCAGUUCACAUACCACACCAUCUGGAUAUCAAUCCAGCUACAGCCGGUCACCAACCAGCACCAUUGGCGGCGACAUGCAACAAUACCCUUCUCCACACGCACAAUUCUCCGGCUCCUCCUACUUUCAAGGCCGUAGGAGAUCCACCAGCAUCAACAGCAAACCUCCGCCAUUCCUCACGGCCAUGCACUCGAUGCCCUCCGUCUCAUCAUCCGGCGAGAGCCAUGGUCAUCCGCAUUCGAGUACAAGCACCGAUGGCUACAGCACCUCACAUACGACACCAAUCGAUCACGCCGGCCCCGGCGAAGCUCUCCCUCGACCAAUCCUACCACCACCUCCCGGCAUGACAAUGGCCACCUACGAUAUGUAUCGAUGCGACCACCCUGGUUGCAACGCCGCGCCUUUCCAGACGCAAUAUCUCCUGACGUACGACACCCAGACCACGGAUCGCAAAGGUGACUUCAAGACUAACGUUUCUCGCAGCUCCCACCGCAACGUCCACAGCCAAGUCCGCGCACACUACUGUCCCGUCAAAGGCUGUCCACGCAGCGAAGGCGGCAAGGGCUUCAAGCGAAAGAACGAAAUGAUUCGCCAUGGACUCGUACACAGCAGUCCCGGAUACAUAUGUCCGUAUUGUCCGGAUCGCGAACAUCGGUAUCCGCGGCCGGACAAUUUACAGCGGCAUGUCCGCGUCCACCACGAGGACAAAGACAAAGACGACCCGGUACUGAGGGAAGUCCUCGCGCAACGACUGGAAGGCGAGGGGAAGCAACGGCGGAGGAGAACACAGGGGUCGAUUUCGUCGUUGCAUAAUGAGACGUCGAAUGAGUCGACUACUUCGGCGGGGAUGAUGGAGAGAUGA
This is a messenger RNA of Zymoseptoria tritici IPO323, 1764 nucleotides long. RefSeq lists its product as uncharacterized. Bases 1 to 1764 code for a protein of 587 amino acids. The transcript has 3 exons. NCBI's taxonomy places the organism in Eukaryota, Fungi, Ascomycota, Dothideomycetes, Mycosphaerellales, Mycosphaerellaceae. The record is from RefSeq and is a predicted model, not a curated record.